GUGUAUCUGUGUGUGUGUACUUUGUGUGUGUGCGUCCUCAGGUGGUACCAGGGACAUCGGUUCUGCUCUCACCAGAAUGUGUAUGCGCCAUCGCAGCAUCGAGGCCAAACUGCGACACUUCUCCAUGGUGUUUCAGGACUGCCUGAUCAGCCCUCUGCAGGAGCAGAUGGAGGAGUGGAAGCGGGUGUCCAGCGCUCUGGACAAAGACCACGCCAAAGAAUAUAAAAAAGCUCGUCAGGACAUUAAGAAGCGUUCCUCAGAUACGCUGAAGCUGCAGAAAAAGGCAAAGAAAGCUGAUAUGUUCGGCCGUGGUGACCUCCAGCCCCAGCUGGACAGCGCCAUGCAGGACGUCAGUGACAAAUACCUGCUGUUGGAGGAGACAGAGAAGGUGGCGGUGAGAAAGGCACUGGUGGAGGAGAGGAGUCGCUUCUGCUGCUUCGUGUCCAUGAUGAAGCCGGUGGUGGAGGAGGAGAUGACCCUUCUGGGGGAGAUCACCCACCUGCAGACCCUGACCGAGGACCUGAAGACCCUGACCAUGGACCCCCAUAAGCUGCCCCCCUCCAGUGAACAGGUGAUCGUGGACCUCAAGGGUUCCGACUGCGCCUGGUCCUACCAAACCCCGCCCUCCUCCCCCAGCACCACCGUAUCCAGGAAGUCCAGCAUGUGCAGCAGUCUGAACAGCGUGAACAGCAGCGACUCCCGCUCCAGCGGCUCCCACUGCCACUCCCCUGGCUCCUCCCACUUCAGGUACUGCGCCUCCUCCUCCUCCUCCUCCUCGGCUCCUCCUCAGCACACGCCCCCUCGCCUCUCCUCCGUCUCCUCCCACGACUCGGGUUUCACCUCCCAGGACGCCUUCCAGUCCAAGUCCCCGUCACCCAUGCCCCCAGAGGUUCUGCAGGAGGACCAGGACCCCCACGAGGACCUGGUCCGAGCCCUGACCCGGGGCCUCCAGCUGGACCUUCACGGGUCCAGCAGGGACUCGGUCCAGGGCUCCAGUGGAUACAACAGCCAGACCAACACCCCCUGCUGUUCAGAGGACGCCAUUACAGCCCAGGUGUCAGACUGUGAUUACUUCUCCGUGGGAUCUGAACAGGACAGUGAUCACCAUCUUCAUCAUCAUCAUCAUCUUCAUCAUCAGUUUUCGUCAGACUAUGACAAAUCGUCCACGACGCCGCGGAACAGUGACAUCACCCAGUCGUACCGCCGUAUGUUCCCGUCCAAACGCCCCACGCCUGCCGCCGGCCCGCCAUCCAACUCGUCGGCCGCCGUCACUCCUGGAGUCGCCACCAUCCGACGGACUCCGUCGUCCAAACCCCACCUGCGGCGUCCGUCCGGGGGCGUCGGCCUGGGCCCCAUCCCCAUUAAACCCCCCAUGAUCCCGGUCAAGACCCCCACGGUGCCUGAGCUCCUCGGUGGUGGAGGGGGUGGGGCCGGGGGCGGCGGCUUCCCCGGCAGGGCGGCGUCAGAGGACUGCGCCGCACCGCGAUCCCCGCUUAGCCUGAUGACCGUGCCUCUGUCGCCACUGAGCGGGUCCUGGGAGGGCCAGCAGGGCGAGGGUCCGGACCCGCCCACACCGCCGCCGCCGCAGCCCAGUGGGCGGGCAUCGGAGCGGGAGCGCAGGCCCCUCCCCGAGCUCCUGGAGGAGGUGGAGUACGGAGAGGCCGAGGACUAUCUGGUGACCAUCCGACGAGGCGUCAAACUGAAGAAGACGGCGACCGACGACCGCUCGGCACCGAGUAUCCACUGAAACAGGAAGUCAGAAAAGGUGGAGGGGGAGGGGUCAAACGGCAGCCAAUCAGAAAAGAAGGAAAUAUGAC
Molecule: messenger RNA, 1817 nt
Organism: Sphaeramia orbicularis (orbiculate cardinalfish)
Lineage: Eukaryota; Metazoa; Chordata; Actinopteri; Kurtiformes; Apogonidae
Product: protein MTSS 1-like
Exons: 10
Coding region: 77-1747 (556 amino acids)
Biological process (GO): positive regulation of actin filament bundle assembly; plasma membrane organization; adherens junction maintenance
Cellular component (GO): actin cytoskeleton; cytoplasmic side of plasma membrane
Molecular function (GO): phospholipid binding; actin binding
Source: RefSeq, a predicted model, not a curated record